ACUUACGGCUGCAUUUCCAACUGUGGAACAGAUAUCGUCAAGGGUUCCGGCAGCGGCGGUAUCAAAAUUGCCUACUACGAGGGCUAUGGGAUGGGCCGCGACUGUCUCUUCCAGGAUGCCUCCCAGAUCGACACUGCGGCAUAUACGCACAUUCACUUCGCCUUUGGCACGUUGACGAAUUCAUACGAGGUUGAGACUGGCGAUGUGCUAUCAACAUACCAGUUUAACGCAUUCAAGAAGAUCAAGGGUGCGAAGAAGAUCUUGUCAUUCGGAGGAUGGGACUUCUCCACCUUUCCUGCUACGUACAACAUCUUCCGGGAAGGUGUCACAUCUGCCAACCGACUCAAGAUGGCCACCAACAUUGCAAACUUCAUCAAGAAGCACGAACUUGAUGGUGUUGAUAUUGAUUGGGAAUACCCUGGUGCACCCGAUCUUCCUGGCAUACCUGCGGCUAGCAAGGCUGACGGCCCGAACUACCUGGCCUUCCUCGUCAUUCUGAAGAACCUUCUGCCUGGAAAGUCAAUUUCUAUUGCCGCCCCCUCCUCAUACUGGUAUCUCAAGCAGUUUCCUAUCAAGGACAUUGGCAAAGUCGUUGAUUACAUUGUCUACAUGACUUAUGAUCUCCAUGGCCAGUGGGAUGCAGACAAUUCGUACUCUCAAGAGGGAUGCGCUACAGGUAACUGCCUGCGCAGCCAAGUCAAUUUGACCGAGACAAAACAAUCUCUUGCCAUGAUUACCAAAGCAGGCGUUCCAGGAGCCAAGGUUAUUGUUGGUAUCACGAGUUAUGGACGAUCCUUCAACAUGGCCGAAGCAGGUUGUUGGGGCCCGGGCUGCUUGUACACGGGCACUCGCGAGAACUCACAUGCAACCAAGGGAAAAUGCACCGGCACUGCUGGAUAUAUUGCUGAUGCCGAGAUUGCAGACAUUGUGAAUGAUCAGAAGAGGGCUGGACGCGUAGUCAAGAACUUUGUCGACACUAGCAGCAAUAGCGAUAUUCUUGUCUACGAUGACACCCAAUGGGUGAGCUAUAUGAGCGCCAGUACAAAGAAGACACGCGCUACUUUGUACUCAGCCUGGGGCUUUGGAGGCACUACCGAUUGGGCAAGCGAUCUGCAAACAUUCCACGAUGUUCCGAAACCGGCAGCGAGCUGGGGCGACUACAAACAACUCAUCAAGUCUGGCCAGGACCCCAGGGCUGACCACUCGCGCAACGGCAACUGGACCGAGUUCCACUGCACUGACAAACUGGUCGACGAUGCCUCCUACUAUACACCACAUGAACAAUGGGUGGGGCUCAGUACUGAUGAGGCUUGGAAGGACGUUAUCAGAAUCUGGAAAGAUACCGAUCGUGGUAGGGGUGGCAUCAGCUUCUCUCAAUCUGUUUCUGAGACUACCAAUGUUGCCUCUUCACCCGACUGCGGGAAAAUGGGUUCCAACAGCAAUUGCGAUGCGACCGCAAAAUGUGACCAAGGAUUGGAGGCAGAAGACUCGGGUCCCGCAGCCAUGCUGAUUUGGAACUCAUUUGUGUUUAUUCAUCAGAUGUACAAGGAUUACCACGAUGCCUUGUUCGAUGUGGCUGCAGUCGUCGCUACUAAUCUGCGAGACCUGGAGAACAAGUUUGCACCAAUUCCGCCCGAGCCCGAUCACACAUGGGAGCUAUUCCUUAUUGAUCUUCUCACCCUGGGAACCCUUUCAGCUGCUGGACCGUUCUUCAAUAACCUCAUCAAGAAGAUGCCUUACUUUGCGAAGCCAGAUGGGUCCGCGUUCGACAACGCCAAAGACACUACUUUCACCUUGAUUGGUCAAAGUACCACCAUCGCUAAGGACUUGUUGACUCUAGGUGACCCGGACGCAAAAUGGACCGUUGAACUUCAAGACUCCUUCUCCAGCUACAUGGGCAAUGUUAUCACCGGCUGGGCCAAUGUCACUACUGUCGCGUUGAAGCGAUUGUUCGAUGGAUCAGAUGGAAGCAUUGAUACUUUAUGGGACAUCAUUUCGGAUGGGAAACUGAUCCUCGGUGCAAUUGACGAUAGCACUGGUGGCAGCGACAGGUUUCCCGAUCCUAUGAGCGAGAAUGACCUCCGUGCCAACAUCCAGAAAUCCGUCUUCGGCUUCGCCAUCCCAAACCUCUGGAGUGUUUCCAAGGCCUACCCCUUCAUCAUCGAUUCCGGUAACGGUUGCGAUGGAGACAACAUCGGUAAAUAUAUGGAUGACGACACCAUGAAAGCUACUGGAAUGUGCUUCGAGGGCAAGAUGUACUACAUUGCCAGUCCUGACGGUGAUGCCAGAGUGUGCAAGUGUGAGCCCCAGGAGAAGGGCCCUUGCCAGACCACAUGCAGAGUCCAGAAGUUCUCAGCACCCAAGGGCCUUGACUCUUUGGACGGAAAGGAUGCGUUCGGUGGCAUCACCAAGGAGGAUCUCAUUAAGGGCUCUGUCAAGACCUGGACCUCGAACGGUCGCAAGAACGGCGCAGAAGUUGCAGAUCCCACCAACGAUGGUACAAUGGACAACCUACUUGACAUCGACGUAACAACGCCUGGUUUCAUCCGCAUACCCGUCUGCAGUGCGGACAGAGCCUUCCAAUCCUGGGACACCGCCGACAAGGGCUCAAGCUCACACUACCCUUGCGACAUACCACCGGGUCGAAACGACUGCAAGGACUCCUCUUUCGACGAUAAGACGAGCGGUGCUUCACCUAGCGUCGACGACUGUCGCCAGAUCAUCACCAACAUCCAGGGAGAUGGUUCGACGGACUGGACGACGGAUGUCAUCGGACACAACCAGCGCGAGAUCGCCAAGUUUGGCUCCUGCUCUUUCGGUGUUGAAGCGUCCAAGACGAACGGUAACGUCAACUUCGUAGUUGGAGGACAAGACGUCAUCGAUAUUAUCAACACUGCUAUCGAGAAGUUCGGUGGCAGCGGCAAGGUGGGAGCUGAAGGCCACAUGGAGUGCAAUGGCAACAUAAAGGGUCAGGCUGUCACAUGGGGUAUCUACUAGAAGAGUCUAUCUGUACCCGUUUCAUACUUCUCUCUUGUACUUCAAUCAUGUCAGCUUGAUGUACCCUUCCAUUUGUAUGCUUGUAUUAUGAAUCAUAUACACGUUCGUUCAUCCUACAUGAUGUGC
Molecule: messenger RNA, 3123 nt
Organism: Alternaria rosae
Lineage: Eukaryota; Fungi; Ascomycota; Dothideomycetes; Pleosporales; Pleosporaceae
Exons: 1
Coding region: 91-2997 (968 amino acids)
Biological process (GO): carbohydrate metabolic process
Molecular function (GO): chitin binding; hydrolase activity, hydrolyzing O-glycosyl compounds
Source: RefSeq, a predicted model, not a curated record